Molecule: messenger RNA, 3471 nt
Organism: Tupaia belangeri chinensis (Chinese tree shrew)
Lineage: Eukaryota; Metazoa; Chordata; Mammalia; Scandentia; Tupaiidae
Product: ERC protein 2
Exons: 6
Coding region: 1-570 (189 amino acids)
Biological process (GO): maintenance of presynaptic active zone structure; regulation of synaptic plasticity; neuromuscular synaptic transmission
Cellular component (GO): cytoskeleton of presynaptic active zone
Molecular function (GO): structural constituent of presynaptic active zone
Source: RefSeq, a predicted model, not a curated record
AUGAAUCUCAGAGUCUACGACUGUGGGGAAAGGCCGUUCAUGACCUGGAUUGGGACUGCUCAGGACUUCUUCAUCUUUGUGGAGCGCACGGAUGUAGCUAUGAACUGCAUGUUGCAAUAUGACCAAGCCCCACGGGAAGCGCUGCUUGCGGCAAUCAGUGAGAAAGAUGCAAACAUUGCCUUGCUGGAAUUGUCGGCCUCCAAAAAGAAAAAGACACAGGAAGAAGUCAUGGCCCUCAAGCGGGAAAAAGACCGACUAGUACAUCAGUUAAAGCAGCAGGUUUAUAGACCUAGGAAACAGCCCCCGAGCUCGAAUAUACCAUGCACUUGUGAUGCUGGCUACAGCCCAGAUAUUACGGCCAAGUACCACGGGUCCAGCUACGAUGCAUACAUGAUCCAAAGGUCUCAGACCCAGAAUAGGAUGAAGCUGAUGGCAGACAACUACGAUGAAGACCAUCACCAUUACCACCACCACCACCAUCAUCACCACCAUCGAUCUCCUGGGAGGUCGCAACAUUCCAAUCACAGGCCCUCUCCGGACCAGGAUGACGAGGAGGGCAUAUGGGCAUAGCCGGGCCUGUAAACCAAAGUUCCAGUUUUGUUUUGAGGGCUAUCAGAAGGGCUGAAUAAAGGGAAAACGCAGCUCUGCGGCAAUAUUCUGAUAAUCUGUUGCAGUGUGGCUCACGUCACGGUCCCCCACCACCUGGAGUGGCUCACCGGAACUGGAGAAGAGCUUUCACUUUCCUUCCUAAGUUGGAUUCUGUUCGCCUCAAUCUUCCCUUUAUCAUCCCCCGUCGUUUCUCAUGGAUUCAGAUAUGUUGAAAAGGAAGCAUGCAGAGAAAAAUAAAAAUGACAGAUCCCCCAUAUUUUGUCGGGAUUUGGACAUUCGAAAUGUGACCCGCUCUUCUGAAUGUCCUUAUCUGAUAGCAUUUCAUUGAUGUUACUUGAACAACAUCACGGGAUACGUUUGAACUCCGUGGGAUUUCAACUAUGGAUUCAGCUUCUGUUGGACAACUAGCUUCAUCUCUGGUUCAGUUGAAAUGCUCAUUCCUAAUGCAUUAGAUUAUUGAGAAGUAUAGUUCGCUGUGAGUGAGAGGUGUUGACAGUGUUUAUAUCCCGCAGUGCGCGGAGUGUUUGACAAAGAAACCGACACCCUGAAAACGGUGAGCCUCUACCCUCCUCUGUUUCUUUAAUCCGCUGUUUGAAGAACCACAUUUUGAUGGUGUAACCAGUAGUUACCUCUGGGCCAGGUUGGAAAUGAAAUCAACUUUUUAAACCACUAAUACUUGCCAAGAAAUCGCCUUAUGAGAACAUGGUGUGUGUCUCUGACAAUGCAUGGCACAUCUAAAUUGAUCAUUCAUAAUUUUAUCAAGCCUGGCCGUGUACUGCAGAGUGGCAAGAGUCUGAGGCACCUCCCGUCUCCACUCCGUGGGUCCCGCACCUUCCCACGACUGGGCCUCAGACUCCUCCCAUCUCGGUACAUGCAGGUCUCCAUGGCGAAGCUGGGAAUCAUUCUCAUGUCCAGAUCCAAAAGCUGUGUAAACAGUGUAAGCUUAGGUCUUCUGUAAAUAAAGGGUCAUUUCUCACUUCUUUUUUUUUUUUUUUAAUGAAGUCUCCAUCAUGGAUUCCAAAGCCUUUUCAGCAUCAAACAUGAAAACAUUGAUGAAUGAGGAACAAUCACAAAAGCUGUGUAUCUGUAUAUAGCUCCACACAACGUGUACGUGAAUAUAGAGUCAUUAUUUAAAGUACAUGCCAGGGAAAGACACCGCAUUUUGUGGUCUUUUACAUACAGUGACAUGGUACUAAGGAGACUUCAACUCCUACCGCUUCCUCUGAAGAUUAAGUCAAAAGUUCAAGUUGUUAUAACUUCAUCAAACUCAUGGCCGAGUCUGGCAAACAUGUGCCACUCUUGUCCUGAUCCAUUUUCUUGUCGAUGGAAGAAACCCUUCCACGUGUAUGCAAGUGGGAGGUGAAAACCUGCAUUUUUAAAGGACAAACAGUGAAUUUAAGCAUGAGUGGCCUUAAUAAAUAUAGUUGUCUUUCUUUGCUGCUGGGGUGGGGGGAGGAUUCUAAACACAUGUUUCUGACGUCUUGCAUUGAAUUUAGUCAUUAUUAUUCCUUUUGAAAACAUUGGUGCAUUUAACUCUGGACCUCUUUCGUGAGCCAUAGAGAUAUUUAAAAGACAGACACCUUAUUUGUCAGGGAAGACGAAACCAUCUCUGAGUCACACCAUUCAUACUGGGUGUGUUAGGAGGAAUAUAUUCAAGAAGGUUCUUUGCUUCUGGCUUUGUCCUUGUCGUCGGGAAGUACAGCAAAUCGUAUAAAGCUUACCUGUUGUAUCCACAAUCCAACUACAUUCAUGUUUAAAAAAGUUUGUCCUUUAACUAUCAAAGGGAUCUAGGUCUCAGUUGGAAAAGCAGGCAGAGUCUUUGCAAGCUUAUUGAGCAUGUGUUGGCACAACAUCGUACCGGAAACCCAGGCCACAAAAGCAUCCCUGUGAAUAAUUUGAGCAUCAUCCAAGAGGUGAUCCUCACUGCCUCCUACCACCAGGUCCUGACCUGAAUUCUGCAGCUGAAUACUUGAAGUAGGAAGUGAUAGGGUCCUUGAAGCAGAAAAAAAUAAAUAAAUAAAAUAAAAUAAAAAAACAACCAAUAGUUGUUUAGUUAGAUAUCUCUACGUAUGUGCCAAUUUUGUCACAGCUAUUGUUUUGGGGGUCAUUUUUUUGGUCCCACUUUGGUUGAUUAAAAGUAUUACUGACCUUACCUUUAUGGGGGCAUAUUCUUUAGUCCCUUACAAAUCCAAUUCUAUCUGACACAGCAUCUUUUCUCAUCUCAUGUAACAGUCUCUAAUACUUGGGGGUGACCAAAAACAAUCCCUCUUCACAUAUGAACCAUUGUCUCUGGGUUUACAGCAAACACUGUGAUGUUGGGAAGGUAUUUCCUUUGUGCAAACUUUAGCAGGUUUCCUUCUAAUCAUACUGUAGUUGACAAAAACAAAAACAGUUGGGACUCACAUGGUCUUACUUUGUGCAAAUGCAGGCUUGUACUUUAUACCCCAUUGGAUUUCCGUGUACAGUCUCAAUUUUGUAUUUAAUGAUUUUUGUGUAUCCAGUAUGCACAUUCACAGCGUGUCAACUUUCAUUCGAAAGUGGGUUUCAAUUUACUUCUUAAACAGUGUUUAUGACGAGACCUCAAACGUGUUGACAUAAGCUCUAUCUGCAACGUGUCUGUGUAGAGUGGCGUUUGAAUGCUGCCAAGGGUCAGUGUAUCUAAUUCCCUGAGACCCUUGUUUGAUAGUGCUUCUUGUAAUAUUUCUUCAAGUGAGUGGCAUGUGGGUUGUGAUAUUGACCCUGUGAUUAUGGACAUUGAUAUGAAAAAUAAAUAAAUAAAUAAACAAAACUUAAGGAACCCUCGAAACUACCAGUGGGCAUGUAUUUGCCAGUCAUUGUAACCUUGUGUCUAGUAGCGCAUAC